Messenger RNA from Ananas comosus (pineapple), 1852 nucleotides. RefSeq names its product piriformospora indica-insensitive protein 2-like. The transcript has 2 exons. Gene Ontology annotation, cellular component: plasma membrane. The record is from RefSeq and is a predicted model, not a curated record. NCBI's taxonomy places the organism in Eukaryota, Viridiplantae, Streptophyta, Magnoliopsida, Poales, Bromeliaceae. Gene Ontology annotation, molecular function: protein binding. The coding region runs from base 165 to 1604 and encodes 479 amino acids.
CUUUUCCUUCAUGAACCUAAGUGCUUCCUCAAACCAAAAGACACUACAAAGAAUUGUUCUAGUCAUGUCUCAACUGGGUUUUCUUUUGUGCUCCUCAUGCUGCUAUAAGAAUUUCCUUACACUCUGAAGUAGAAGCAUUGAUGCAGUAGCAAACCAAGUUCACAAUGGGAGGAUUCAAAGCUACUACAGCUCUUUUCAUGCUCACUCUGUGUAAAUCCUUCUUCAGUGUUGUAUCUGAACCAGAUGUUGUUACAGCUCCAAUGGAGAGAACAGAGCAAGAAGCUCUGCAUGCGGCGUUACGAGGAAUCGUCGGAAACGGAUGGAAUGGUUCGGAACUUUACCCGGACCCGUGUGGAUGGACGCCAAUACAGGGCGUCUCAUGCGAUCUUUUCGAAGGGAUGUGGUACGUAACCGUCCUGAACAUCGGACCUAUUUACGAUAACUCUCUCGAAUGCGCAAAUGAUGCAAAGCUCGACGAGCACCUCUUUGAGCUCAAGCACCUCACAAGCAUUUCCUUCUUCAAUUGCUUCACUUCGACUGAUCGUCCCGCCACUCUCGCAUCUGAUAAUUGGAAUAAGUUGGCUACAAGCUUACGAGCAUUGGAAUUCCGAUCGAAUCGCGGUCUAAUUGGCACGAUCCCUUCUACUCUCGGUUCGCUAACUAAUCUCGAGUCUUUAGUACUAAUAGAAAAUGCAUUGAACAACGGUGAGAUUCCUCGGGAGCUGGACAACUUGUUCAACUUGAAAAGGCUCUCGCUAGCGGGAAACAGCUUAUCGGGACCGAUUCCGAGUACUCUAGGCAACAGUUUGAGUAAUCUCCUGAUCUUGGACCUGAGCAGGAACUCUCUAACUGGUCCUGUUCCUCCAUCACUAGGCAAUAUGCACUCACUUUUAAAGCUCGAUUUGAGCUACAAUUGUCUAAACGGAACGCUCCCGAACGAGCUCUCGACGCUGAGAAAUCUCACUCUUCUGGACUUGAGAAACAACAGCAUAUGCGGCGGGUGGUUGCAGGCACUUCAAGGAAUGGUCUCAAUACAGGAAGUGCUUCUCUCUAACAACCCAAUGGGGGGGAAUCUGAUGGCCUUCUUUGAGUGGAAAAUUCUGAUUAAUCUCACCACAUUAGACCUCUCCAAUUUGAGCAUAACUGGGGAAAUUCCAGAGUCUAUGACAGGAUUGAGGAGACUGAGAUUCCUUGCAUUGGACAACAACUACAUUACUGGAAGUGUUUCUGCGGAGUUCGCAGAUCUGCCCUGCAUAAAUUCUCUCCACAUUAGCAGCAACAACUUGACUGGAGAGUUGAGGUUCCCUGAAGGGUUCUACAAGAAGAUGGGGAGAAGGUUUGCCGCGUGGAACAACCCGAAUCUUUGUUACAAUGCUAGCUCAAAGUCUGCAGGUUAUGUCCCUCUGGGAGUCGACAAGUGCGAGCACGAGAAAGAGAAUUACAUAUCCAUUACAUCUGAAGAAAACAAGCGAGAUAAGGAGAACCGAACCGCGAAUUCAGAUAGAAUCGCAUCCGUCGGGCGAUCUGCUGCCUCUAUCACCAGGUUUAAGAGGGUAAUUCUCGCGCCAUUGUUAUCGGUCUUUCUUUUUGUUAUGCUACUAUAGAAUAGAGAACUAGAGAUGCAUAAACAUAAGCAGGAACACUCUUCUAACUAUGGUACUGAUUAUGUAGAUCAGUAAACAUGCUUUUCUCUGCUUUUCUUUACCUGAUUAGCUGUUGUUUGGAGGAUCUGAAGAGAGGAAUUUUAGAUCGAAGGCGCGCGGUAUCAGCAAUGAUGGAAAGUUUCAAGUUGUGUGCUAAUUGCGCAAUCUAUGUGCUGUAAGUUAAAAGAAUGCUGACAGGGCACGGGAUG